AUGGCCUGGAUUGCAGCUAUUGGAAGACCAAAUAUAACGUUCCAGAACACUCCACCUCACAUGUUAGUCUGCUCCAAGCAUUUCCUCAAAGGCAAACCAGCCUACAAAAUGAUGGAAAGCGAUCCAGACUGGGCACCCUCUAUCCAUCUGGGUCAUACUGAGUUGAAAGCUGCUACGACAGCAAAAUUUGAUGGGAGAGCAAGAUCAAAGCAGCCACCACAAGUCUCGCAUUCCUCUGGGCCAGAGACGGAUAAUCCAGGCGAAAUCCACGCAGGUAACCCAGCAUCAGUAGAGCAAAACAUGAAGUUAAAAGAAGAAAUGGGAACGUUAAGGAAAGAGAUCCAGGAGCUCAAAAUGCAGUCUGCUUUUGGAUUACAAAGAUUUGCCGGAUCCGAUGAUGACAUUCAGUUCUACACAGGGUUUGCAAGUUACCGUCACUUCAUGAUGUUUUGGGGGCUGAUUGAGCCCUCUGUCCACAAAGUGAUUUACAGGUCAAGGUCCGAAGCUACUGAAAGAAGGAGUGAAGCCAUAAAUGCAUCACACACGAGGCAGUCAUUGCAACCCAUUGAUGAGCUGUUCCUAUUCCAAAUGUGCCUGGCUGCUGGUCUUGAGGAGAGAGACUUGGCAGACCGGUUUGGCAUUCACCCCUUGACUGUAAGCGGCAUUAUCUCUUCAUGGACCAACUACUUGUACACUCUCUUGGGUUCUGUGUGUAUCUGGAUUGAUGCUGAGGACAUUAAAGCUCACCUCCCUGAUGACUUCAAAGACUUUCCCGAUACUCAGGUGAUAGUUACUUGCACUGAGCUAAAAUGCCAAACCGCAUCCUCCACUCUCCCCCAACGUGAAAUGUUCUCCCCGUCUCACUGCACAAUGAAAGGUCUGAUUGGGAUGGCCCCCCAUGGCGCAGUGACCUUUGUUUCUUCACUCUAUCAGGGGUCGAUAAGUGACGAAGAACUCUUUAGGAGAUCAGGUUUGGCUGACCUUCUUACAGAAGACAUGGCCAUAGUGGUUGACGAAGGAUUCCUCAUGUCUGACUGUGUGGAUUGGAAGGUCUACUGUCCAGCUUUUCUUAGCCAAAAUAGCCAGAUGCUAGCACACAGCGGCUUCCAGAGACAGGAAAUUGAACGACUCAGCGCACAUGUGGAGAGUGUAAUCCGAAGGGUUAAGGAAAACAAACUGCUUGACUCGGUUAUACCGCUAUCGAUUGCUGGAAGCAUUAAGGAAAUUUUUACUGUGGCUUGCUUGCUAAUUAAUUACCAAAAUAAACCUCUUGUCAAGGCACGGGCUAAGUAACGCACAUGAAUAUAGACUUCACUUUACCGCGCAGACAGAAAGUAACUGGGUAGGUAAAUUUUGAACAUAAGCAAGUUGUAUAUUUCUAUAAAUAAGGAAUUUUUAUUUCCUUGUUCUGAAUGUUUUCUGAAAUGUAGACAAUGUCAACAGAUGUAGAGUCACAGCAGAAUGUUAUGAACUGAUGUCAUGAUGUAUAAAUUUCAUGAAUAAAUCUGAGUUGUUCCCAAACAGUCACUGAAUAUAAUUUUAAAUUAUUUUAAAAUGCAUUAAUUUAAAUAAAAUUA
This is a messenger RNA of Pundamilia nyererei, 1577 nucleotides long. RefSeq lists its product as uncharacterized. The transcript is spliced from 6 exons. Lineage: Eukaryota; Metazoa; Chordata; Actinopteri; Cichliformes; Cichlidae. The record is from RefSeq and is a predicted model, not a curated record. The coding region runs from base 1 to 1293 and encodes 430 amino acids.